CCAGGGUUGACAGAACCGCAGUGUGAAGCAGACAUGAGGGCAGACGAUCAUCUCUCUUUUACACAGGUUUGAUGAGACCAUGGAUAACAGCAGCUUGGGAUGGUUCGGAGACGCCAACACAUCCCUUCAGAGUGAACUUCAGUCCUGUGGCACACCAAGGCACCAGGCUUCUCGCAUUUUUCUGUACGCCUUUCUCUCUGUUGGAAUAGUCAGCACGGUGGUGGGAAACUUCCUGGUGGUCUUGUCCAUCGGUUACUUCAAGCAGCUGCAGUCUCCCACCAACUCCUUCGUCAUGUCCCUGGCUGUGGCUGACUGCCUUGUUGGCCUGGUAGUGAUGCCAUAUAGUAUGGUUCGGACAGUGGAGGGUUGCUGGUACUUUGGUUCCCUUUUUUGCCAGCUUCACUCUAGCCUGGAUGUUAUGCUCUGCACAGCCUCCAUAUUCCAUCUGAGCUGCAUUUCCUUUGACCGCUAUUAUGCAGUGUGCAACCCGCUAGUUUACUCCUUGAAGAUGUCUCACAGUCGGGUCGCUCUCCUCAUUGGUGUAUGUUGGGUUGUACCCAUGCUCAUAUCCUUUGGCCCCAUCAUGCUCAAUCUCCAUGUUGCUAGUGAGGAGAUGCCGAUUCCUCAGGACGCCUGCGUGUUCCUCGUCAGUCGCACUUACGCAGUCAUGGCUUCCUUGGUGGCCUUUUACCUGCCCAUGGCUAUCAUGCUUGUGGCCUACUGGAAGAUCUUCAAAGCCGCCAAACGGCAGGCCAGGCAGAUCAGUGCCAUGGAGAGCCAGAUGGCUGCCGGAGUGGGCAAGGACUCGAGCAAGAAAAAAAGACACAGGAACACCAUGAAGAGAGAGAGAAAGGCCGCAAAAACUUUAGGCAUCAUCAUGGGGGUUUUCCUUAUCUUCUGGAUGCCGUUCUUCACGGUCAACAUUGUGGACCCAUUCAUUGAGUACAGCACCGAGGUGGUUGUCUGGGAUGUAUUUUUGUGGUUAGGAUAUAUCAACUCAUCUCUAAAUCCCUUCCUGUAUGGCUUUUUCAACCGCUCGUUUCGUAGAGCAUUCCUCAUGUUCAUAGGCUGCAGGGUGUGCCUGCCUGGAUCAUCCUCAGGGAUGGAUUUAUCGCACACAAGGAAAGAGGCUAAUGAAUGUGCAGAUCAGCCAUAAAAUGAAGCUAGAAUCUGUACAUGCUGUGUAGGUAUAGAAAGCUCAUUCAAUAGUAAUUGCUAUUUUGUUGUGAGUUAGUUGCACUUUUAACACAGAGUUCAUAGCCAGGCAGAAUGUGUUUCUGUUGGGGAUAAUUAGCAUUACAACAUGUGUGGAUUGUAACGCUAAUGAAAGGGGGGUUGCCAACAACCAUCAUGCUCAAAAUCAUCUGUUUUCCCAUUAUGUAUGUGCUCUGUGGCACAAACUUUUAGAUGUGGUAACAUUUUAUUUUGACACAAUGCAUUGCAUAACUGUGUCUGGCCCCGAAAGAUCAGAUAUCCUGUAGAGAAAAGUGAAAAUCGAACCGAAAAGGUCGUGAAUUUCAGGCAUAAUUUGUCUUCUUGACAAUUUAGACUAUACCCCUACGUUUUUAUCUAAACCACACAAAGUAGAACCAUCCAAAUGGCUAUAGGUGUUUGUACUCACAAUUAAAAUUGUGUGCAACUAUUGGUACUAUUGGUAAACUUACAUUUUUCAUUGAAAAGAUAUUUCAGUCAAGCAACAGAAGCUUCAGAAGAUCCGAAAAGAUAAAAACCCAAAUGAGAAGGACAGAACUACAUGUAUACCACAGAUAAUAGGUUUUGUUAAAGAGAAAUCCUAAAUGAGGAGCAAGGUUUGGAAGACUUUGGAAGACAAGGCAACAUCAAAGCAAUACAUGAAGCAUC
Mugil cephalus (flathead mullet) is the source of this 1860-nucleotide messenger RNA. RefSeq names its product 5-hydroxytryptamine receptor 4. Gene Ontology annotation, biological process: adenylate cyclase-activating adrenergic receptor signaling pathway. The record is from RefSeq and is a predicted model, not a curated record. Gene Ontology annotation, cellular component: membrane. Gene Ontology annotation, molecular function: trace-amine receptor activity. The coding region runs from base 80 to 1156 and encodes 358 amino acids. Lineage: Eukaryota; Metazoa; Chordata; Actinopteri; Mugiliformes; Mugilidae. The transcript is spliced from 2 exons.